AUGACAGACCCCCGCCAACGCGCUCCGUUUGCCCACGUCAGCUCUUCACUCGACCUCCGCGGCUACGCCGACACACCUCCCAGCUCCUCUCCGGCCCGCUUCGGAAACAACCUCGGAGUACAAGGUGGCCCGGGCUUCUUUGCGGCUCCACCACCCCAGCAGCCGUCCGGGUUUGCGCGUGCCGCCAACGCGGCCGGCGCCGCGUUAGGCGGAUUUGGCCUGGCUCGCAAGUCCACCGACCAGGGUAUCGACACCAGCAACACCAGCUCGUUUGGAGAUGCGCUCACGAAGCUGCAGCAUCGCGCGAGCGCCCUUCUCAACGGCAGCGAGUCAGGAGGGAGAGGCAUCGAACUGCCCUCCGUCCAGACGUUGAGGUUCGUGUUCCUCUGCAUUCUGUGGUACGCGUCCAGCGCGGUCUCGAGCAAUACCGGCAAGGUCAUCCUCAACAGCUUCAAGUUCCCCCUAACGCUCACGAUCGUCCAGUUUGCCUUCGUCUGCGGGCUCUGCUGGAUCGGCUCGAGCCCAUACCUCAAGUGGACAGCUCGGCUUCGGUCACCGACCCUUUCGAUCAUCCGUCACACGCUUCCCAUGGCCUUCUUCCAGGUCGGCGGGCACAUCUUUGGCUCGCUCGCCAUCUCGCGCGUGCCCGUGAGCACUGUGCACACCAUCAAGGCGCUGUCGCCAUGCUUCACUGUUGCGACCUAUGUCUUCCUCUUUGGCGUCAAGUACUCGCCCGCCACGUACCUCUCCCUCGUGCCUCUGACGCUCGGCGUCAUGCUUGCGUGUUCGUUUGACAUCUCGUUCAACAACAUCGGGGGACUCAUCUGUGCGUUUGGCUCGACCAUCAUCUUCGUCUCCCAGAACAUCUUCUUCAAGAAGGUCAUGCCAUCUCCUGGCUCGAGCGGUUCCUCUGACUCGCCCCGCCUCGACAAGAUCAACCUCCUCUUCUUCUCCAGCGGAAUGGCGUUUCUACUCAUGGUCCCCAUGUGGCUGUACUAUGACGCGCCGCGCCUCCUUGCGGUGUGGUGGGGCACAAGUGUGCUCCCUCCUACAACAGGCGACGCUUCGGCUGCCAAGGUCGUCUUCACCUUUGUUGUCAACGGCACGGUGCACUUUGCGCAGAUCCUUAUUGCGUUCGCGCUCCUCUCGUCCACGUCACCUGUGACCUACUCGAUCGCGAGUCUUAUCAAGCGCAUCGCGGUCAUCUGUCUGGCGAUCAUCUGGUUCAACCAGCCUGUCUACGCCGUCCAGGCCAUCGGCAUCGGCCUUACAGCUGUCGGCCUAUGGAUGUACAACGCCGCCAAGCGCGACGUCGACAAGGGCGAGAAGCGCAUGCGCCAAGUCGAAGCACAGCGCGACGGCAUGCUCCCAACCACUCGCGCUGACCAGCUCCUCCUCGAUGGUGUGAGUGGCGCCAGCACUCCUGUCUUCGCCCCGCAGUACGCGUACGCGUCGGUCCCAGAGUUCUUGCAUCCACCCCCUCCAAAGGAUCACGCCUCCCCGCGCCCCGUGUACCACCACUUUGAGCCUGUCGCCAUCAAGACGACGGCGCGCCCAAUGUACCCCUACCCAUCGCCGCCUGCGAGCACGGCGUCCUCGCCCCCGCUGGCCCCCCAGCGUGACGACCCUUCUUCGCCUGUCUUCGUGGGCGCAUAG
Cutaneotrichosporon cavernicola is the source of this 1656-nucleotide messenger RNA. RefSeq lists its product as uncharacterized. NCBI's taxonomy places the organism in Eukaryota, Fungi, Basidiomycota, Tremellomycetes, Trichosporonales, Trichosporonaceae. The record is from RefSeq and is a predicted model, not a curated record. The coding region runs from base 1 to 1656 and encodes 551 amino acids. Gene Ontology annotation, molecular function: phosphoenolpyruvate transmembrane transporter activity; antiporter activity. Gene Ontology annotation, cellular component: endoplasmic reticulum; Golgi apparatus. Gene Ontology annotation, biological process: phosphoenolpyruvate transmembrane import into Golgi lumen. The transcript has a single exon.